AUGGCACCGACAAAACCCAAAAAGAAAUCGGCCAAAGACAAGGCGAGGGACCGAGCCCGAGCCAAGGCAGCCGCGACACAACCCGCAAAUGUCAACACAAGAGAGCUCCUCAACCAAGCAACCGCCUCUCUCGAAGAAGGCGACCCCGAGACCGCAGCAAGGAUAGCGCUGGUGGCUUACGAGCACAUUGGAGAAAGCGGGAGGCAAGCCGGUGCGGCCCUGUCGCUUCUUGGUCAGAUUCAUGUCGAACUGGGCGAGGUUGACACCGCGCGCGCAUUCUUCGCUGCCGCCGUCAAAGUCGACGAGGACGGCUCCCUUCCAGAAGACAUUGGCGGCGGGCCCGAGAAGUUUUUGUGGCUAGCGCAACUCAGCGAUGACGGCGGCCAAGACAGUGUCUCGUGGUUUGAGCGCGGAGCUGCCGCUUUGCGCUCCCAGAUCCAGACGCUCACCGAGUCGCUCGAAUCGCGGCCCUUGACGCGCGAUGCACAGGAAGCGGUCAUAGCGGAGAAGCGGAAACGGCUUGCCGAGACACUCUGCGCCGUGGUGGAAGUCUACAUGACGGAUCUCAGCUGGGAAGAGGACGCCGAACAGAGGUGCGAGACUCUCAUCACCGAGGCGACCAUGCUCGCCCCCGAAUCGGCCGAGACCUGGCAGACCGUCGCCAAUGUUCGCAUCUCACAGACGAGAGUGGAGGAGGCACAAGAGGCUCUGAAGCGGGGGUUGGGAUUGUGGAGCGAUCUUGCGCCCGAGGACCCUGCCGUACCGCCCUUCCCCUCACGAGUCAGCCUUGUCAGACUCUUGAUCGAAGUCGAUAUGGAGAAGGAAGCAACAGAAGUCACCGAGCGUCUGAUAGCCGAAGACGACCGGAGCGUGGAGGUGCUCUACCUUGGGGGGAGGAGUAUGAAGACGAGAGGCUAG
Chaetomium globosum CBS 148.51 is the source of this 918-nucleotide messenger RNA. RefSeq lists its product as uncharacterized. The coding region runs from base 1 to 918 and encodes 305 amino acids. The record is from RefSeq and is a predicted model, not a curated record. The transcript is spliced from 2 exons. Gene Ontology annotation, molecular function: protein binding. Lineage: Eukaryota; Fungi; Ascomycota; Sordariomycetes; Sordariales; Chaetomiaceae.